UGUAGCGAACAGAAUAGAGGGACCUGCCGGGGAUGACUUCACUGUCUCCGGGCAACCAAAGCCCCGAGCAACCCCCACCGGGACCUCCUCUCAUACUGCCGGAGCUGCCGGUUCUUUGCCCACUACCUAAGGCACAAUUUAGAGUCACUUUAAAGCAACUUUAAAGGUGGAAUCGCAUGCAAUAACAACAUCUGGAAUCUGACAGGUCGAAGGAGCCUGAAGAAGCCCAAAGAUGGUGAGAAAAAUGAAGACAGCAAACGGCGAUGAAUGACCUAUAGUUACACAGGAGUGGCUGUUUGGCUUUUUUUAGGUCUUAAAUGGUGAAUUAACCAUGGAUGCAGUUGCAACACCCCAGUGUGACACAGAGGCUGCAGGUAGACCAGAACUUGCUGGUCCCCAUGACGACCACCUCAGGAGUCUAAAGGCACUGACAGAGAAGCUGAGGCUGGAGACCAGGAGGCCCUCCUAUCUGGAGUGGAAGGCCCAGCUGGAGACUCAGAAUGCCCAGGAUCAGCUGGCCCGGGAUCAGGGCCAGACCAAGUCAGAGGAGCAGAGGGGAGCUUCUAGGAGAUCCAGACGAAGCACCGUAAACUCCAGUUUGGUCCGGGAAGGUCAGCUGCCUCCAGCAAGUCUGAAAGGGUUUGACAACAUUGAUGAGGCCCUUGAAUGGCUCAGGAAGGAACUGGCAGACAUGCGCGCACAGGACCAGCAGCUGGCCCGGCAGCUCAUGCGGCUGCGCAGCGACAUCAGCAAGCUGAAGAUCGAGCAGACGUGCCACCUGCACCGCCGGAUGCUCAAUGACGCCACCUUGGAGUUGGAGGAGCGUGACGAGCUCUCGGACCUGCUGUGCGACUUCCCCGUCACACCGGGCCUCGGCCUCUCCGCCCCCCUCCGGCUCAUCGGCGUCACCAAGAUGAACAUCAACUCCCGCCGUUUCUCCCUCUGCUAGUGGCCACAGCAGGGGGCAGAGGGGCAGGAGCCAGGCGGAUGAAUCCCCAACCCACCCGAAUUUCAUGGACAGACCAUGGCGUGAGAAUAAUUAAAAAUUAAAAUGACAGACAGUAAAAAUCGUUAUGCCUUUAGAUGCUUUAAUCUGCAGUUGAUUAUACCUGGGACCAAAACCAGUGUGUUAAUAGAAUUGUUGUUAUUGUUAUUAUCAUUACAUCCUUUUUCUGUACACUCUUGUCAUUUUGUUUUUGUUUCUGUUGUUCUUUAUUUUAGUAUUAUUAUUUUAUAGAAGGUAGAGGAGCAUAUACUCCUCAUUCAUUUAUAUAAUCAGUUGAGGGCUGUAAAUUUCCUCCCCCCCCGAGAAGCCAAACCCUAGAGUAUAUGAAACUCUUCAUCGUACUUUACAAUGACAUUCUUAUACCUGUAGAGAAAAUGAAGUGCAUUCUGGCAUCUCUAAGAUUUCCACAGUUUCUGUUUCAUUUACUUUAUCUUUUAAGGUUUGUUUGACUUUCAGACAUUUAGGACCUUUUGUUCUGUAAAUAAUUACUUUUUGUUUGUUCUGCUGCAUAAACUCCUGGCCACAUCAAAAUCAGGUUUGAUGCAUUAUUGCAAUGUAUGUACCUAUUGAGACCAACGGUGACCAUGGUCUAACAUCAGUCCAUCGCUUGGAUAAAAGGUGCAUCUGUU
Molecule: messenger RNA, 1635 nt
Organism: Paramormyrops kingsleyae
Lineage: Eukaryota; Metazoa; Chordata; Actinopteri; Osteoglossiformes; Mormyridae
Gene: fam167ab
Product: family with sequence similarity 167 member Ab
Source: RefSeq, a predicted model, not a curated record